GCAGCAGAGGAGAGUUGCAGCAGUAUGGCCGAGCAGUCGGAGACAGUGAACAGAGGGGUUGUCCAGAGAAUGCUGUCUGUUGUUGGUGUUGACGGUCUGGCCAGCAGUGUGUGGGGCUAUUUGGACACGACAAUAAAGUGGUGCUGGAUCCCCCGCUGGUUACCAUCAUGGUGUCCCACCUCUCAGAGCCAGCUUCAGUCUGCAGAGGACAUGAUGCUGAGAUGUGUAGACAGUCCUUUCUCCAAACAGCACGUUCCUGUCUCCAGCGGCAACCAGCUGUGGACCCUGAUCGUCAGCAGAGAGAGCGUUAAACACAGAACCCCCAUGGUUCUGCUCCAUGGGUUCGGAGGUGGCGUGGGCCUUUGGGCUCAGAACCUGGACGCUCUCAGUCAGCACCGGCCCGUCUUCGCUCUGGACCUGCUGGGCUUCGGUCAGAGCAGCAGACCCCUGUUCUCCUCAGAUGCCCAGGAGGCAGAGGACCAGUUUGUGGAGUCUAUAGAGAAAUGGAGGGCUAAAGUGGGUCUGGAGUCCAUGAUCCUGCUGGGACACAACCUGGGAGGAUACCUGGCUGUGUCAUACUCUAUUAAACACCCAGGCAGAGUGAAGCACAUCGUCCUGGUGGAGCCCUGGGGUUUUCCCGAGCGCCCGGACACAGUAGAGGCCGACCGUCCCAUCCCGGUGUGGAUCAAAGCCCUCGGGGCCAUGUUCAGUCCUUUCAACCCGCUGGCUGGCCUCCGACUGGUCGGACCACUGGGUCCCACUCUAGUCCAGACUCUGAGACCUGACUUCAAGAGGAAGUUCUCCUCCAUGUUCAGUGACAACACGGUGUCAGAGUACAUCUACCACCUGAACGCACAAACCCCAAGUGGAGAAACAGCUUUUAAGAACAUGACCAUUCCCUAUGGCUAUGCCAAGAGGCCAAUGCUGCAGAGGAUGGAGCAGCUGCAGCCUCAUAUCCCCAUCACCAUCGUCUACGGCUCCCGCUCCAGCAUAGACAGCAACUCCAGCAGCACCAUCAAAGAGAUGAGACCACACUCUCGUGUGGAGAUCAUAACGAUCCACGGAGCCGGACACUACGUGUACGCCGACCAGCCAGACGACUUCAACAAGCGAGUUCUGCAGGUGUGUGUUAAAGUGGCCUGAGGAGGAGACGAGCUGGAGGGCCGGGGGGGACCUGUGGAACCGGACUCUGGAGAAAAAGGGGAGCAUCACUUCAGCAGCUGCUGCAGAACCACAGGAUCAGGAUCUCACGUUCUCGAGGCAGGAACCAGGAGUUUGUACAUAAUAAAUAUUCUAACAGGAGCAGAGCUGAGUUCGAUUCAUGACACGCUGAUGUUCACAUGUCGCAUUAACGGAGCAGUGAUUCAGUCGCGUUCUCAGAAACUCUGUGAAUACAGGCUUUAUAUCAAUCACCAAGUCCCCUACUUCAUGCUAUUUAACAGCAUUCACACGCAGAUGAGACCGGCCUGAAUCACAUUUUUGUUUUAUUUCUUUAUUUUUUAAUUACACACACACACACACACACACACACACAGAGGAGGGUGGCGCUGCAGCCUCUUGGUUUAUAAUUUGAGCAUUAGUUCUACAGUGUUUUCUCAGAAUUGCCUUUUCCCAGUGUAGCCGAGAAACCAGGAAAUGAGGCAUUUUGAAUUUCAUCGAUUCAAUGACAUUCUGCUGAGCACAUGAGCAACCACAGAGCCUCAGUGUUCAUCACAUCACUGUCCAUACGUUGCCUUAAGCUGCCCGCACUGUCUGACCCAAAUAUGUAAAAAAAAUACCUUCUAAAAAGUAUUUUUUAAUAACGUGAAGAUAUUUCAAAGGUGAAUCGAUAUCAUAUUCUUGGUGUUUGUAUAUGUUUGGUAAAUAUGCAUUUAACAACAGUUUAAUUUUAUAAUUUUAUAUACAAUAGGAAUAUGAUGAAUAUAGUCAGAUAAAUGAUAUCAGAGUGAAACAGAAUCAGGAAGCUCAGUUACAGUGUCGUGUGUCAGGUUUUUUCUGUGCAGAGCUUCACCUGUGGUUUGUGGUUUUUCCGUAUGAUCCUGACACAGACAGGAAGUUUAUACACUCUUCAGUAUACAGCACCAGCACCAGUAGUAUCAGCACCAGGAAGCAGCUAUAAAUGCAUCUGCUGCCCAUAUUGAUCUGCUCUGCUCUGUAGCAGCUGUGCUCUCUGAUUGUUUGUGUUGUUAAUGUUUCUGAAUAAACCAGAUCAGCUUUGGUCCAGAGCAGGAAUAAACUGGAAUCUACGAGACAUGUGGCUUUUAUAUGGAGUAUGUUUGUGUGUCAGUGUGUCAGCACAGAGGUGAUUCAAACUGUUAUUGUCACAAUGAGCUGCCUCAAGAGAUUUGACUUUGUUUAUUUAUGUGUCGAUUUUGAGUCUCAGAUGAAGAUUAAGUUCAAACUUUAUCAUUGAAAAUCAUUUUGGAAAAAAUGGUGAAUUGAAGUUUCUUAUUGUUAAACUGAACUGGAACUCUAAAUGACUUUGUUGGUGUGAAGCCACUUUUCUGUCUUUCUCCCAGGUUAAUGUGGACUGAACAUGUUCACUGUCAGUGAUGCAGAUGUCUGUCUGUACAGAUGUUAUCAGCUGGAUGUGGUGUAAUACUCACACUCACACAGAUAUCAUAUGUCACUGGUUUCUGAAUCAUUAAGGUUUAAAGGGUCUAAGUUCAGACACACAAUGUUCAGAUACAUGAUAUCUCUUUUUAGCUGGAAUCUCUCAUCACAGCUUCAAUAUCUAACCCUCCAUAUCAAAAAAAAAAUAACAGUAUAUCUAUAUUUUUUGUUUAUAGUCAAUAUUCUCCUACAAACAUCUUUGAAUUUAAUGCCAUUCAAAUAUUUGCCAGUAAAGAACAGCACUCUUUAAUAUCUACAAUAUUUACCACAGCAUGUGAGGUCUAUCGUGAAAUUGGCAAUAAUAUAUUGACAAUCCUACAGUGUACACAGUAAUUCUAAUUAUUUGACAGACUGUUUUGAAUAUUAAAGCAGAAAACCUGCGUAUGUCAACCAGGUGACAUUUUUGCAUACUGCUUUUUGUUAAAGUCCCAUAUAAACAGAACUACUAGACAAAUGGAGUAAACAACACUACAAACUGCUGAGCAAGUAUAUUUGUGUAACUAGAACUAGUUCCGGUUUCACUUUGUCUCUCUCUGAAGUCUGAAUCAAUGAGCCCUGAUGAUGUGGAGGCCUGUGCACCACAAAUUACUAACAGAAGCAAACUGGGGGUGUGGAGGUGACCAAGCAUGAAAAGGUUCAUGGUUGGAAAGUGUAAGCUAAACCUUUAUAUAAAUUUAUA
Messenger RNA from Seriola dumerili (greater amberjack), 3292 nucleotides. It is a transcript of the gene abhd5a, whose product is annotated as abhydrolase domain containing 5. Gene Ontology annotation, cellular component: lipid droplet. Bases 25 to 1143 code for a protein of 372 amino acids. Gene Ontology annotation, biological process: positive regulation of triglyceride catabolic process; negative regulation of triglyceride storage. The record is from RefSeq and is a predicted model, not a curated record. The transcript has 8 exons. Lineage: Eukaryota; Metazoa; Chordata; Actinopteri; Carangiformes; Carangidae.